This is a messenger RNA of Orcinus orca (killer whale), 3707 nucleotides long. RefSeq names its product RUS family member 1 (gene RUSF1). The transcript is spliced from 10 exons. The record is from RefSeq and is a predicted model, not a curated record. NCBI's taxonomy places the organism in Eukaryota, Metazoa, Chordata, Mammalia, Artiodactyla, Delphinidae. Bases 57 to 1199 code for a protein of 380 amino acids.
GGACGCGUCUUCCGGCCACGUUUCUCUGCCCGCGGAACUAAAGGGAGGAAUUCAGGAUGGCACCUGUCGCCAGGAGUGAGGCCCCACUGUGCUCCGAGCAGUUCGGCUCCGGGACGGCCCGGGGCUGCCGCGCCGCCGCCGACGGGAGCCUGCAGUGGGAGGCCUGGGGGCGGCACUGGUGGGGGUUCUCUGGGGCCUUCACAACGAAACCCGGAGGACGAGAUGGGGGCGAAAGCGUGGCUCCCGGGACGGCCGUCCCACCUCUUUCCCGGCUCCUGGCUGUCUUCCUGCCUCAGGGCUUCCCCGAUAGCGUCAGCCCGGACUAUCUGCCCUACCAGCUGUGGGAUUCCGUGCAGGCCUUUGCUUCCAGCCUCUCGGGUUCCCUGGCCACCCACGCAGUCUUGCUGGGCAUAGGGGUAGGGAACGCAAAAGCCUCUGUUUCAGCUGCCACGGCCACCUGGCUCGUGAAAGAUUCAACUGGCAUGCUGGGCCGCAUCAUCUUUGCCUGGUGGAUGGGGAGCAAAAUGGACUGUAAUGCCAAGCAGUGGAGGCUUUUUGCCGACAUCCUCAAUGAUGUAGCCAUGUUCCUGGAGAUUAUGGCUCCCAUAUUCCCCAUCUGUUUCACCAUGACCAUCUGCAUCAGCAACCUGGCCAAGUGCAUUGUGGGCGUGGCUGGUGGGGCCACUCGGGCCGCACUGACCAUGCAUCAGGCCCGGAGAAACAACAUGGCCGACGUGUCAGCCAAGGACGGCAGCCAGGGGAGCCCUCCAGCUCCCAUCCCCUCUGCCAUUUUCCAGGAGACGCUGGUAAGCCUGGUAGGGCUCCUGGUCAGCCUCCUGAUGCUUCCCCUGGUGUCAGAUUGCCCUAGCUUAAGCCUUGGCUGCUUCUUCCUCCUCACUGCCCUCCACAUCUAUGCCAACUACCGGGCAGUCCGGGCCCUUGUCAUAGAGACCUUGAACGAAGGCCGGCUCUGGCUGGUCCUGAAGCACUUCCUUCAGCGGGGAGAGGUACUUGGCCCCGCUUCAGCCAAUCGUAUGGAACCGCUGUGGACAGUGUCUUUGAGCUGCAAAAGCUGGUUGAGGGGCACCAAGAACCCUACCUCCUUCGCUGGGACCGGUCACAAAGUCCUGAGAAAGAGAGCUGCGUCAUCGUCAGGGAGACCCACCAAGUGUUGGACAAGCUAUUUCCAAAGUUCUUGAAAGGUAAUAUCCUUCUGCUUCAUGGCUCCUAGGCCUUCUCCCAGAGGCCCUGCCUACCCCCAUCCCCACCCCUUCACCUAGAGGGUGGAAGACCUGGGUUUCUCUCUGUGAUCUCAAGUCUGGACCUCAGUUUCCCUGUCUGCAGGAUGGGGAGGUUAGGAUGGUCUCUGAGGCGCUGUCAGUGUUGACAGACUAUGAAUCCCAGUUGGCAUUGGAGAAUGGUGGGUGGGGGGCGGGGUAAGGCUCACAAAUUACUGAUGAUGCUCUUUCAUUUAGCACCUACUCCAUUCUGGUCCUUUUUCAUGUGCUGCUCAGUGAAUUCUUGCUACAACCAGAUGAGGUUUUAGGCUCAUUUUAUGCCAGAGAUUACCCAGCAGAGGCAAGGGGAACCUGAGCAGUACACCUAGCCCGUGCUGCUCCUUCCCCCUCCCCAGGGUCAGCCCAGAGUCUCCUCCCCAGCAGUAUCCCUAUGCCCCCUCCCCAGGGUCAGCCCAGAGUCUCCUCUCCAGCAGUAUCCCUAUGCCCUCUCCCCAGGGUCAGCCCAGAGUCUCCUCCCCAGCAGUAUCCCUAUGCCCCCUCCCCAGGGUCAGCCCAGAGUCUCCUCUCCAGCAGUAUCCCUAUGCCCCCUCUCCAGGGUCAGCCCAGAGUCUCCUCUCCAGCAGUAUCCCUAUGCCCUCUCCCCAGGGUCAGCCCAGAGUCUCCUCCACAGCAGUAUCCCUAUGCCCCCUCCCCAGGGUCAGCCCAGAGUCUCCUCCCCAGCAGUAUCCCUAUGCCCCCUCCCCAGGGUCAGCCCAGAGUCUCCUCCCCAGCAGUAUCCCUAUGCCCUCUCCCCAGGGUCAGCCCAGAGUCUCCUCUCCAGCAGUAUCCCUAUGCCCCCUCUCCAGGGUCAGCCCAGAGUCUCCUCUCCAGCAGUAUCCCUAUGCCCUCUCCCCAGGGUCAGCCCAGAGUCUCCUCCACAGCAGUAUCCCUAUGCCCCCUCCCCAGGGUCAGCCCAGAGUCUCCUCCCCAGCAGUAUCCCUAUGCGCUAUCCCCAGGGUCAGCCCAGAGUCUCCUCCCCAGCAGUAUCCCUAUGCCCUCUCCCCAGGACUGCAGGAUGCAGGCUGGAGGACUGAGAAUCACCAGCUAGAGGUGGAUGAGUGGAGGGCCACAUGGCUCCUGUGUCCAGAAAAGAAGCUCUUGUGAGCAGCCCAGCCAGAGGCCCAGGUCCCAGGACAGGAGCCUGGAGCAAGGACACUUUGGCCACAGCAGGACCUGGGAAAGGCAGCUUUAUUUUUGCUUAGGGGCACCGAUGUGGCCAUUUGGCCAAGGAAGUGACUACCAAUCAGAUGGACUGGGCCCCAGGCAGAGACAAGGUGGAAAGAAGGGGUACCAGGGCCUUCCCCCGCACUCUCCUGCCCCAGGCCCUUCUCACCAUUGCAGGCUCCCCACCCCCACUCGCUGCAAGGCUGUGGCUCAUGGCAUCUGACACAGUUGACCUCAGGCAUAAAAGCCCCAGAGGAACGUGGCCACGGCCAUCAUGAGCAGGGCAUUGAGGUUGACGACUCGGGCCCAGCUUGGGUCCUCACUGAUGUCCUCCAGUCGCCUGGCUGCGGCAGCCAUCUCCUCCUGGGUAGGGCGUGGGGGACUGCCUGCCCCAGCCCUGCUCAUUCCACAGAACCAGAGCAGGCACUGGCGGAACAGGCCUGGUGCUGGGGACGGGGGCUCUGGGAGAAAUUGCAGCCGUACAGUUAGUCUGCUCCCCCAGCUCCCCUGCCCCAACUCCCCGGGCAGUGCCUUACCCUCCAUCUCCACCGCGUGCUCAGGGCGCCCGUUCUGUACAGGGGCUGAGGUUGGACCUUCUAGCUCCUCAGCAUCCAGGUCCUCGCGCUCCUCCUUGCUGUACCGGAGACUGAAAACCAGGCGGUGGAGCUGGGGAAGGGUGGGAGCAGGGACCAAGUGGGAGUGCUGUUCCCCCACCCCGAACCUGGAGGUCCCCCGUCCACACCGGCACUCCCUCACCUCCCUCUGUCCAGCCUGCACACCCGCCCAGGCUCACUCCAGGAUGACCUUCCAUGGCUGCCCUUUGCCCUCAGGCUAAACCCAAGCUCCUCAGCUGGGAGUUUAAAGCUCUUGGCCCUGCUCAGCCCUCUGCUUCAUCACCCUGUCUACACUCAUGAUUGUAGUACUUUAGUCUUACAGCCCUGCUAACAGUGUUCCUUCCUGUGGGUGUUCGCUCACAGGGUUCCCUCCUGCUGCCUUUCCCCUUCUCCACCUGUGGGUUCCUGCCCAUCCUUCUGGGCCCACUUCUUUUGUCCUCCCCCCAGUCAGCUCUGCCCUGGGCCACCUGCCUUGCCACAGCACAAGACCAAACCCUUUUGGGGCUUUCAGGGUAGUACUCUGUCCCUCUCCGCCACCAGUCAGGCCAAGACUCAGGGGGCCUUUAACCUCCCCUACAGUCUUCUUCAAGCCACCUCCAAAGCACCUCAAAUAAAUGUGAUUUAAAUAAAAACAUUGUACUUGCUUUGCAAA